Dalotia coriaria is the source of this 626-nucleotide messenger RNA. RefSeq names its product general odorant-binding protein 83a-like. The transcript is spliced from 6 exons. NCBI's taxonomy places the organism in Eukaryota, Metazoa, Arthropoda, Insecta, Coleoptera, Staphylinidae. The coding region runs from base 87 to 512 and encodes 141 amino acids. Gene Ontology annotation, molecular function: odorant binding. The record is from RefSeq and is a predicted model, not a curated record.
AUAAAAACGAUUAAUUCGCUUCGGAUUAUUUACUUAUUCUAUUGUUUUGCAUUUCGAAAGUGAAACUAGUUAUAUUUAUUUAAACCAUGGCUUCGUUUAAAACAACAGCGUUGAUUGUGUUUGUUAGUUUUGUGGCUUUGAAUAAUAUUAAACAUUCUAUUGCAAUUCCGGAAGAAAUGUUGGAAUUGGCAAAUAUGUUACAUCAUACUUGUCAGGAUGAAACCGGUGCUUCGGAAGAUGCAAUUGUUAACUGCAGAAAAGGUGAAUUUGCUGACGAUCCAAAAUUGAAAUGUUAUAUGCAUUGUUUAAUGGACCAAAUGGCUGUUGUUGAUGACGAUGGUGUAAUCGAUGAAGAUGGUAUGAUUGCUAUGAUGCCCGACGAGAUGAAAGACGUCGCCAAUAAAAUUAUCAGAGGAUGCGGAACGAAACGUGGAGCGGAUGUAUGCGAUACUGCUUUCCAGACACAUAAAUGUUGGUAUGCUGCAUCGCCGAAGGAUUAUUUCUUGCCCUAGAUGAACGAAUUUCUGAGAUUUCUUGCGAUAAUUGAUAUUUUAAUGAAUUUUACUUAAUAUCUAGCCAGUGACAUGUAUUAUAGUUAAGCGUAAAAUAAAAUUAGUGAUAACGAA